UGGGGCAGUCCCAGGGUGUGGGCGACCUGGGCGGGGUUCUGCUGUGGUCAAAGACCAGUAAGAUAAACCUCGUCAACUCGUGAUUUUAUUACAGACACAUGCAGCAGCAGCAGCAGCAGUGUCUGAAGAGUCAGAAUUUUCUUUGAGAGGAUGAACUUGACGCCUGAGAGCCACUCCAUCCCCCUGAGUGAUGGGAACAGCAUACCUCUGAUAGGACUGGGGACUUACGGGGAUCCCCAAAAUAUAAUAUGUGUUUUUUCCUCCUCUGGAAAGACCCCUAAAGGAACUUCUUAUGAAUCAGUCAAACUGGCUAUUGAAACAGGAUACAGACACAUUGAUGGGGCUCUGGUCUAUUUCAACGAGCAUGAGGUGGGACAAGCAAUAAGGGACAAAAUAGCAGAUGGGACUGUGAAGAGAGAGGACAUCUUCUACUGUGGAAAGCUAUGGAACACAUUCCACCCUCCAGAACUGGUUCGUCCUGCUCUGGAGAAAACCCUGCAGACCUUACAGCUGGAUUACGUCGACCUCUAUAUUGUAGAAAUGCCCACUGCCUUCAAGCCAGGAGAUACUUUCUACCCCAAAGAUGAGAAUGGGAAGUACAUAUAUCAUGAGACAGACCUCUGUGCUACAUGGGAGGCUUUGGAGGCUUGCAAAGACGCCGGACUGGUAAAAUCUCUCGGCGUAUCCAACUUCAACAAGCGACAACUGGAAUUGAUUUUUAACAAACCUGGGCUGAAACACAAACCAGUAUCAAACCAGGUUGAAUGCCAUCCCUAUUUCACUCAGCCAAAGUUGCUUGAAUACUGCCGGCAGCACAAUAUUGUCAUUGUGGGAUACAGCCCCUUGGGGACAAGUAGAGAUCCAUCCUGGGUGAAUCUUAAAUGCCCUCCGCUGUUGGACGAUGAGCUGCUGGUAUCGGUCGCUAAAAAGUACAAGAAGACCACAGCCCAGGUGGCCCUGAGGUUCAACGUGCAGAGGGGAGUGAUCGUCAUCCCCAAGAGCUUCAACCCUGUUCGUAUAAAGGAAAACUUUCAGAUAUUCGACUUCUCUCUCUCUGAGGAUGAGAUGAAGGCAAUUGAGGGGUUGAACAAGAAUAUUCGCUUUGUGGAGCUCCUCAUGUGGGCAGAUCAUCCAGAGUAUCCAUUUCACGAUGAAUACUAAACACUACAGAUGUCAAGACUUCACCUCAAUUUGACCAAAUAUGUUGGCUUGCUUUUGCAACAUUUUAUUUUGAAAGCACUAUUUACUUAAUAUUUCUGUAGUUUACUACAAGUAUGAUUAAUGUGAUCUUUUUUUAUAACAGGAAAUGUGAUUAUUUAAAUUAAGUCUUGUUAAUUUGUUGUUUUUUUUUAAAUUCAGCUUUUUAAUUUUAAAAUUACGCGUACUGUACUUUUUUAUUCAUAAGCUUUUGUGACUGAUUAAAAGAUUUUAAA
Lates calcarifer (barramundi perch) is the source of this 1433-nucleotide messenger RNA. RefSeq names its product aldo-keto reductase family 1 member D1. The coding region runs from base 151 to 1161 and encodes 336 amino acids. Gene Ontology annotation, biological process: bile acid biosynthetic process. The record is from RefSeq and is a predicted model, not a curated record. The transcript is spliced from 9 exons. Gene Ontology annotation, molecular function: Delta4-3-oxosteroid 5beta-reductase activity; aldose reductase (NADPH) activity. Lineage: Eukaryota; Metazoa; Chordata; Actinopteri; Centropomidae. Gene Ontology annotation, cellular component: cytosol.